Messenger RNA from Erythranthe guttata (spotted monkey flower), 557 nucleotides. NCBI's taxonomy places the organism in Eukaryota, Viridiplantae, Streptophyta, Magnoliopsida, Lamiales, Phrymaceae. The record is from RefSeq and is a predicted model, not a curated record.
AAAAAAGGCUCGUCCGGCGCACAAUAGCACAUCGAAUCCUUUGACCAAAACGAUGUCGUAUUUGCUGCCUCACCUUCACUCUGGAUGGGCCGUCGACCAGGCCAUACUCGCCGAGGAAGAACGCCUCGUCAUCAUCCGCUUCGGCCACGACUGGGACGAAACUUGCAUGCAGAUGGAUGAGGUGUUGGCUUCGGUAGCAGAAACACUAAAGAAUUUUGCGGUGAUAUACCUGGUGGAUAUAGCAGAAGUGCCUGAUUUCAACACCAUGUACGAACUGUACGACCCUUCGACUGUGAUGUUUUUCUUCAGAAACAAGCAUAUUAUGAUCGAUCUUGGCACAGGGAACAACAAUAAGAUCAACUGGGCUUUGAAAGAUAAGCAGGAGUUUAUCGACAUUGUCGAGACUGUGUACCGCGGUGCUAGGAAGGGCCGUGGUCUUGUCAUUGCUCCUAAAGACUACUCCACCAAAUAUCGAUACUGAGUCGGUUACAUGCAUAUGUCUCUCUCAUUAAAUUUAGGGUAAGUUACAACCACCCCUGAUGUAAGAUCUAUUUACG